This is a messenger RNA of Sphaerulina musiva SO2202, 1230 nucleotides long. RefSeq names its product polyprenyl_synt-domain-containing protein. The coding region runs from base 83 to 1120 and encodes 345 amino acids. Lineage: Eukaryota; Fungi; Ascomycota; Dothideomycetes; Mycosphaerellales; Mycosphaerellaceae. The record is from RefSeq and is a predicted model, not a curated record. Gene Ontology annotation, biological process: trans, trans-farnesyl diphosphate biosynthetic process. Gene Ontology annotation, molecular function: dimethylallyltranstransferase activity; (2E,6E)-farnesyl diphosphate synthase activity. The transcript is spliced from 2 exons. Gene Ontology annotation, cellular component: cytoplasm.
CUCGCCCGUCCCAGUCGUCGCCCGAAAUCGAUUCCUCCCCGCCUCGAACCACCCCGCCCAUCUAUACCGCUCGCUCUUCAAGAUGCCGGCGACGUUGAAAGAGUUUGAGAGCGUGUUCCCGAAGCUGGUGGAGGACUUGAAGCAGGAAUGUAUAAAGUACAAGCUGCCGGAGCAGGCGUUGACUUGGUUCGAGAAGUCCUUAUACCACAACACGCUCGGCGGCAAGUGCAACCGCGGCCUCUCGGUCAUCGACACCGCGCAGCUGCUCCUCAACCGCAAGCUCACCGACGAUGAGUUCUUCCACGCCGCUCUGCUGGGCUGGUUCAUCGAGCUGCUCCAAGCCUUCUUCCUCGUGUCCGACGACAUCAUGGACAGCUCCAAGACUCGUCGGGGCAGCCCGUGCUGGUAUCUCAUGCCCAACGUGGGAAUGAUUGCAAUCAACGAUGCCUUCAUGCUCGAAAGCUCCAUAUACUUGCUGCUCAAGAAGUACUUCAAGCAGGAGAAGUACUAUGUUGAUGUCUUCGAACUCUUCCACGAUGUCACCUUCCAGACCGAACUCGGGCAAACGUGCGAUUUGCUCACGGCUCCCGAGGAUCAUGUGGAUUUGGACAAUUUCUCGUUGGAGAAGUACACCUUUAUCGUAAUAUACAAGACUGCAUACUACAGCUUCUACCUGCCUGUCGCCUUGGCUCUGCACUUUGCGGGGUUUGCGUCAGAGAAGAAUCUGAAGACGGCUGAAGAUAUCUUGAUUCCCAUGGGAGAGUACUUCCAAGUGCAAGACGAUUAUCUGGAUAACUUUGCGGAUCCAGCGACACUGGGAAAGAUUGGCACAGACAUUCAGGACAACAAGUGCUCAUGGCUUGUCAAUCAAGCACUCCAGAAAGCAACACCUGAGCAGCGAAAGCUGCUCGAGGAGAAUUAUGGGCAAAAGGACUCGGCGAAAGAGGCUGUUGUGAAGAAGCUAUACAAUGAGCUGGAACUAGAGAGUGUGUACCAGGCUUACGAGGAGAAGAUCGUGGCAGAGAUCCGAGCGAAGAUUCAGGCCAUUGACGAGAGCGAGGGUCUCAAGAAAGAGGUUUUUGACGAAUUCUUGAGGAAGAUCUACAAGCGCAGUAAGUAAGGAAGGAGCGCAAUCGCUCUCGUGUAUAUACACCACGGACGAGCGUCAGCCACGUCAUCCCAGAAAUCUACGAUAAAAUGCGAGGGUACCUAGCAAUGGCACACGAUACG